Messenger RNA from Momordica charantia (bitter melon), 1385 nucleotides. Its product is annotated as Calcium-binding EF-hand family protein. Lineage: Eukaryota; Viridiplantae; Streptophyta; Magnoliopsida; Cucurbitales; Cucurbitaceae. The record is from RefSeq and is a predicted model, not a curated record. Gene Ontology annotation, molecular function: calcium ion binding.
GUUUUUUGAGGAAUUGAUCGGCCGAAGAUUUGAAGAAAUGGACGCGAAACAAACGAACAGCAGAAAGAAAUCAAACCCGUGAUCUCAUCUUUCAUUGAAUCGAAGCAACCGCGUCUUCUUUCUACAGAAUUCGUCUUUGAUUUUUCCUUUUACUUCCCUCUGUUGCAUCAAUUUUAUCUUUUUUCUCUGUCUUUCUCCCAUCUUUUCCGUUUAAAUUCCCACGCACGAAACCAAAAGUUGCUCCCCAGAUUCGAAUCCCCUUCUGAUUCAAUUUCUUGUUCUAACCCAUCUUCUAAUUCUCUCUUGCUCUUCUUGUUGGCCAUCAAUGGCGUCCUUCUUUGGAAGAUUUACUUCCCAUUCCCAUUCCAAUUCCAAUGCUCCAUCCGCUCCAUCCGCGCCGUCACCACCGCCCGCGCCGGAAACCCACGACCAGGGCCAAUCUCACGGGACCGCCGCGCAGUAUUACUCCGAACAGCAGCGGCCGCGGCCUUAUGGGUCUGAUUAUGGCGGGGUUUCUUCAUAUGGGUCCUACGGUUUUCCGCCGGGGACAAGCCCUGAGGUCAUUAGGAGCUUUCAAAUGGUGGAUAGGGAUGGAAGUGGAUUCAUCGAUGAGAAUGAAUUGCAGCAAGCCCUUUCUUCUGGGUACCAGAGGUUUAGUCUUAGAACCGUUCGUUUGCUCAUCUUCUUAUUCAGAAAUCCGGUUGAUUCCACCAGAAUGGGGCCUAAUGAGUUCGCAGCAAUAUGGAGUUGUCUUGGCCAAUGGCGUGCCACAUUUGAGAGAUAUGAUAGAGAUAGAAGUGGGAAGAUUGAUGCAUUGGAAAUGAGGGAUGCACUCUAUGGCCUUGGCUAUGCAGUUCCAUCUUCCGUCCUUCAACUUCUAAGUUCGCUAUACGAUGAUCAUUGCGGCGGUCGAGUUGAAUAUAAUUUUGACAGUUUUGUUGAAUGUGGCAUGAUAGUAAAGGGCCUGACCGAGAAAUUCAAGGAGAAGGAUAGGAACUACACCGGUUCUGCAACGCUUACAUACGAAGAUUUCAUGUCAACGAUCCUCCCUUUCCUCGUAUCGUACAGUUAAAAGCCCCGAAAGGUGAAAAACGUCUCUUCAUUGGUUUGUUUUCUUGAAGUAGUGGAAGCUGUACAUUCAGGGAAGCUGCUGUUUUAGACCAAAAAGUUCAUAUAUGUUGGCAUGGGAGGGUCUUCCCUGUACAGAUUAAUUUGUUUGUUUAUUUGUUCUUCUGUUCUGAUUCUGUCUGCUGAGUAGAAGUCUUUUAUUUGUUGGUUUUUUUUAGGUUAUUUGUGACUCAUUUCAAUCAAGUUUCGGAGCUUGUACAAGAAGAUAAAGAAAUAUGUUGCUAUGAUUUAUUUGAGAGAGUUGAUUUUCUGUGCAA